Periophthalmus magnuspinnatus is the source of this 1395-nucleotide messenger RNA. RefSeq names its product dopamine receptor D1b (gene drd1b). Gene Ontology annotation, biological process: vasodilation; adenylate cyclase-activating adrenergic receptor signaling pathway; G protein-coupled dopamine receptor signaling pathway. The coding region runs from base 1 to 1395 and encodes 464 amino acids. Gene Ontology annotation, molecular function: dopamine neurotransmitter receptor activity, coupled via Gs; G protein-coupled receptor activity. The record is from RefSeq and is a predicted model, not a curated record. Gene Ontology annotation, cellular component: plasma membrane. The transcript has a single exon. NCBI's taxonomy places the organism in Eukaryota, Metazoa, Chordata, Actinopteri, Gobiiformes, Gobiidae.
AUGGAGCAGAAUAUCUCCACAGUCCGAGAUGGGAGGCAUCUGCUGCCAGAGCGGGACUCCUCCAAGCGCGUCUUAACGGGAUGUUUCCUCUUCCUCCUUAUAUUCACCACGUUGCUAGGCAACACAUUGGUGUGUGCUGCCGUCACCAAGUUUCGUCACUUGAGGUCAAAGGUCACAAACUUUUUUGUCAUCUCGUUGGCCAUCUCCGACCUUCUGGUGGCCAUCUUGGUUAUGCCGUGGAAGGCAGCGACAGAGAUCGUAGGGUUUUGGCCAUUUGGAGCAUUUUGUAAUGUGUGGGUGGCGUUUGACAUCAUGUGCUCCACAGCCUCCAUCCUGAACCUGUGCGUAAUCAGUGUGGACAGGUACUGGGCCAUUUCCAGCCCUUUUCGCUACGAACGUAAGAUGACGCCCAGAGUGGCGUGUCUGAUGAUCAGUGUGGCGUGGACUUUGUCUGUCCUCAUUUCUUUCAUUCCUGUCCAGCUGAAUUGGCACAAAGCUCAAACCACCAGCUACUUGGAUCUGAACGGAUCUUACCCCAGUGAACUGCCCCCUGACAACUGCGACUCCAGCCUUAACAGGACGUAUGCCAUCUCCUCUUCUCUCAUAAGCUUCUACAUCCCUGUGGCCAUCAUGAUCGUCACCUACACCCGGAUCUACCGGAUUGCUCAGAAACAGAUCCGCAGAAUAUCUGCUCUGGAGCGGGCCGCAGAGAGUGCCAAGAACCGCCACAGCAGCAUGGGCAACAGCUCCAGCAUAGAGAGUGAGAGCUCCUUCAAAAUGUCCUUCAAGAGAGAAACCAAAGUGCUGAAGACACUGUCUGUGAUCAUGGGUGUGUUUGUGUGCUGCUGGCUGCCCUUCUUCAUCCUAAACUGCAUGGUGCCGUUCUGUGAGGUCAGCCUCCCAGACGGCUCCACCGAGUUCCCCUGUGUCAGCUCCACCACCUUUGAUGUGUUUGUGUGGUUUGGCUGGGCCAACUCCUCCCUCAACCCCAUCAUCUAUGCCUUCAACGCAGAUUUCCGAAAGGCCUUCUCCAUUCUCCUGGGCUGCCACCGCCUGUGUCCUGGGAGCAACGCCAUUGAGAUUGUCAGCAUCAACAACAACAUGGGUGCCCCUCCUUCCAACCCAAACUGCCAGUAUCAGCCCAAGAGCCACAUUCCCAAAGAAGGCAACAACUCAGCCAGCUAUGUCAUUCCUCACAGCAUCCUGUGUCAGGACGAGGAGCUGCAGAAGAAGGAUGGCAGCGCUGGGGAGGUGGAGGUGAUGGGGACCAAUGCCCUGGAGAAACUUUCGCCUGCUCUCUCCGCUACUUUGGACAGCGACACAGAGGUCACGCUGGAAAAGAUCAACCCAAUCACUCAAAACGGACAGCACAAAACCAUGUCGUGUGGAGAUUAA